AUGCAACCCGACCCGUGCUACGAGUGGAGACAAGCCGAUGGCUCCAGACCAUCCCCCCAGGACAAUCAGUGCAACCGGGGCAGUCCAGACUCGGCGGGAAGCCAAGGCGCGGAAGCUGGGCAACAACCUCAGCAAGACCGACAUGAUAACAGUCCAGAUAAUUGUUCGCGGAAGGAUAACAUCACCGAAUCGCAAGACGAGCAAGAAGCUGACAAUGAAGUAUUGCGAGAGGAGUUGGUCAAUCUCUUGACUUGCCUCAAGCUCAUCGACACCUCUUCCACCGCAUUGUCUUCUUCUCCAGCGGCUGCCCUGUGGCCGCCUUCUUGUUCUCCCUGCACCGCCCAGGGCCUCGGCUCACACCUUCUCUUCAAACCCAUCACUCUCGAUUCAGGCUACUCGCUCUGUUCAGCUUGUUAUGAUGUCUAUCCGCACGAGUUACCAGCUACAAAUCAGCACCAGCAAUGUCGUCAACCCCUGCCAGUCUUGACACUCGAUGAUAAUCGUCACCUGGCUCAGCCAAGUCCGACGGUGAACUUCAUCCUGCAAAAGGUCGUUCAAAUCCUCCGUACCCUGCCCCCCAAACCAGCCGGUCAUGCUUCCAUCAGAAGCAACCUACGCGCUGAAUUAGAAUGCCCGCUCUGCUCACUGGUCUUCGAUUCUCCAGUGACAAUCUCAUGUGGUCACGCUUUCUGCCGCUCAUGCUUCCUUCGGGCACGUGACCAUGCCGACAACUGUCCUGUCUGCCGACAGCCGUUCCUCAUGGGCCCUCAGGCUGUCCCAGGAAUUGACCUCUUGAUUGACCGGAUCAUCCAGCAAUGUCUCACUUCGGCACACAGACCAGCUUCGCCUGCCACCCUCGAGACCAAUCACACAAUUCCCUUGAUGGUCUGCUCGAUUGGAUUCCCCGAGGUGCCGAUGUUCUUGCAGAUCUUCGAGCCCCGUUACAAGCUGAUGAUCCGAAGAAGUCUGUCGACCGACCGGAAGUUUGGUAUCGUCAUCCCAGCCUUCGAUCAUCACCGGCUGUCUAACAACCAAUUCAAUCACCCUCACUCAGCCGUCAUUCGUCCAGCGGCACACCAAGAUGGCCAGCCAACUUCACCGGUUCAUCCCUUCGGGACAAUCCUCGAGAUACGAAAGCACGAAACAGCGGUCGAUGGAAGAAUGCUGAUCGAGGCCAGGGGAUGUGACCGGUUCAGGAUUGAGGGUCUCUUAGGAUCGCUGGAUGGUUACCUGGUCGCUAAGAUUCACGUCUUUGAUGAUAUGCCCAUCCAAGAAGGAUGGCUGCCACCUCAAGCCAAAGAACAGACACCGGAUUGUGAUGUGUCUCUCGGCAACCAUCUCAUCACCUGUCCAUCAACCGAAAAAUUAAUGGACACGUGCAAAGAAUUCAUCGAAGUGUUGCGAUCGGGUAGUUCUCCGUGGAUUCUUGAACGUCUUUAUGACACCUUCGGUCCCAUGCCGGACCUGCCUACUGAAUUCACCUAUUGGGUGGCCAUGGUCUUGCCGAUCUCAGACCAAUACAAAGCAACCCUAUUACCAAUCAUCAGCUACCGAAGUCGGCUCAAAAUUCUUGUCCGCUGGAUCGAAGUCCUCAAAUCUCAAUGGAACAGUCAAGGAUGUCUGAUUGUCUGA
Molecule: messenger RNA, 1632 nt
Organism: Puccinia triticina
Lineage: Eukaryota; Fungi; Basidiomycota; Pucciniomycetes; Pucciniales; Pucciniaceae
Exons: 2
Coding region: 1-1632 (543 amino acids)
Source: RefSeq, a predicted model, not a curated record